AUGACCCGGGCCCAGUUUCGGACGCUCGAGCGUGAACGGCGCUUCCAGAACCCGCCCAAGGACAAGCUGGCGUUCCCGCUUCUCCAGCAGGCGGUCCAGCCCCACAUCGGCUCCUUCGACGCCCUCACCAGCGGCCCCGACGGUGGCCUUCUCAACGUCGCCGUCAAGGAUAUCGGCGCCAAAACAGUGAUUGCCGCCUCCUCCGACUCCAAAAGAGGCAACAAGUUGUCGAUCUGGGUCGACUCGGUGCAAGUGGGGAAGCCCGAAGCCAACACCCUCGACGCCGCCCAGACGGACCGUCGCAUGAUGCCCUCGGAGGCCAGAGAGAGAAUGGCGUCGUACCGGGCGCGGAUGUCGUUAAGAGUGAAGUGGAAAGUCAAUGAUGGCGACGUCCACACCGAAAUCAGAGAGGCGGGGUUGCUCCCGAUCAUGUUACAGCUGAACCGGUGCCAGUUGAGAGGGAUGCUGCCCGAGCAGUUAGUGCAAGCCAGAGAAGAGCUGGACGAGUUGGGUGGUUAUUUCAUUGUCAACGGGAUCGAGAAGCUCGUGAGAAUGCUUAUUGUCCAACGGAGAAACCACCCGUUGGCUCUUAUUAGACCGUCGUUCGCUAACCGUGGUAACUCUUAUACCAAGUACGGGGUGCAAAUCCGCAGUGUCCGCCGUGAUCAAACGUCUCAGACUAAUGUCGUCCACUACUUGGACGAUGGUAACGCUACCUUCAGAUUCUCGUGGCGCAAAAACGAGUAUUUGGUGCCUGUGGUAAUGAUCUUAAAGGCCCUCGUCGAGACGAACGACCGCGAGAUCUUCGACGGCAUUGUCGGUGCCGACACCGGCAACUCGUUUUUAACUGAUCGUUUGGAAUUGUUGUUGCGUACGUUCAAGCAGUACAACUUAUACGGCCAGCAAGAAACCUUAGCCUAUUUGGGUGACAAAUUCAGAGUGGUGUUUGGCGCCGCUGACGACGAGCUGGACGUCGCCGUGGGGCAACAGGUGCUCGACAAGAUCGUGUUGGUCCAUUUAAAGGAUAACCGCGACAAGUUCCGCAUGCUUUUGUUCAUGAUCCGCAAGCUCUACUCGUUGGUGGCCGGCGAAUGUGCCCCUGAUAAUCCCGAUGCCGCCCAGCACCAAGAGGUCCUCCUCGGGGGGUUCUUGUACGGGAUGAUCAUCAAGGAAAAGAUCGACGAAGUGUUGCUGAACUAUAAGCUCCAGAUCACGUCGGACAUCAAUCGAGGCAUGGCCGUCACCUUCAACGAAAAGUACAUGAAACGGGUGUUUACCCGAGUGUCGGAAGACGUCGGGACUAAGCUCCAGUACUUCUUGCUGACGGGUAACUUGAUCUCGCAAUCGGGGCUCGAUUUGCAACAAGUAUCCGGUUACACCGUGGUUGCGGAAAAGAUUAACUUCCACCGGUUCAUCGCCCACUUCCGGAUGGUCCACCGUGGUUCGUUCUUUGCUGAAUUAAAGACCACCACCGUGCGUAAGUUGUUACCGGAAUCGUGGGGGUUCUUGUGUCCUGUCCACACCCCCGAUGGUUCGCCGUGUGGUUUGUUGAACCACUUGGCCCACAAGUGUAUUGUGGCCACUGAGGAGCUGGACGUGCUGGGUGUCCCUGCUGCGUUAGCUGCGCUUGGUGUGUCCCCUGCCUCGGCUCACGCCGCUGGUCCUGACGUCGCCUGUGUCCAAUUAGACGGUAAGAUCGUGGGUUGGACUCUGCACGCUCAGGCCAAGAUUGUUGCCGACACCUUGAGAUUCUGGAAGGUUGAAGGGUCGCACAACUUGCCUAGAGACCUUGAAAUCGGUUACGUGCCCCCUCUGACUAAGGGUCAAUACCCUGGUCUCUACUUGUUCGGUGGUAUCGCCAGAAUGAUGAGACCCGUCAAGUACUUACCCACCGGUGAAAUGGACAUCGUUGGUCCCUUUGAACAAGUGUACAUGGACGUGGCCGUGGUCCCUGAAGAAGUGGAGAAUAACGUCCACACUCACGUCGAGUACUCGCCCACCAAUAUCCUUUCGAUCUUGGCCAACUUGACCCCGUUCUCCGACUUCAACCAGUCGCCGAGAAACAUGUACCAGUGUCAAAUGGGUAAGCAAACCAUGGGUACCCCCGGGGUCGCUCUUGUCCACCGUUCCGACAACAAGUUAUACCGCUUGCAAACGGGGCAAACUCCCAUUGUUAAGGCUAAUUUAUACGAUGAUUACGGCAUGGACAACUUCCCCAACGGGACUAAUGCCGUGGUCGCGGUUAUCUCGUACACCGGUUACGAUAUGGACGAUGCCAUGAUCAUCAAUAAGCUGGCUGACGAAAGAGGGUUUGGCUACGGUACCGUAUACAAAGUUGAGAAGGUUAAUGUGUCUACUACCAAGAGACACGGGGAACCGAUCACCUGUCACGUUGGUUUCGGCGAAGACGAGUGGCCUGAGGAAUGGCGCAACUUCUUAGACGAAGACGGGUUGCCCUUGAUCGGGACCAAGGUCGAGGAAGGCGACCCCAUCUGUGCCUACUACGACGAGACCGCGGGGCGCACCAAGGUCAAGACCUACCACUCGCUGGAACCGGCGUACAUCGACGAAGUCAAGUUGCUCCACCCGGACAGACACGACACCGAGCUCCAGAUGUUCACCAUCAAGUACCGCGUGACGAGACAGCCGAUCAUCGGGGACAAGUUCUCGUCGAGACACGGGCAGAAGGGGGUGUGUUCGCGUAAAUGGCCCGCGGUGGACUUGCCGUUCUCGGAGCUGGGGAUCCAGCCGGACGUCAUCAUCAACCCGCACGCGUUCCCGUCGAGAAUGACCAUCGGGAUGUUUGUCGAGUCGCUUGCCGGUAAGGCCGGGGCGAUGCACGGGAUCGCUCAGGACGCCACCCCUUGGAAGUUUUCGGAACUGGACACUCCCGCCGACUAUUUCGGUAAGCAGUUAUUGGCUGCUGGUUACAACUACCACGGUAACGAGCCGAUGUACUCGGGUGCCACCGGGGAAGAGCUCCGCUGCGACAUCUACAUCGGGGUGGUUUACUACCAGAGAUUGAGACACAUGGUCAACGAUAAGUUCCAGGUGAGACUGACGGGUCCCGUCAACUCGUUGACGAUGCAGCCGGUUAAAGGGCGUAAGCGUCUGGGGGGUAUUCGUGUUGGUGAAAUGGAAAGAGACGCCCUCAUCGGGCACGGGACCCUGUACUUGUUACAGGACAGAUUGCUCAACUGCUCCGACUACACCCAGCUGUCGAUCUGUCGCCAGUGUGGCCUGAUCUUGACCACCCAGACGUCGGUGCCCCGCGUGGGGCUGAUGGCGCUGGUGCGGUGCCGCAGAUGUUCGGUGCCUUUGGAACUGUACCAGCAACGCCACGGCUACGCUCCCGAGCUGGAGAUCUGGGAGGACGGCACCGGCACCAAGUUUGUUGGCGGCGACAGCACCACCACGGUGGCGAUUCCUUUCGUCCUUAAGUACUUGGACUCGGAGUUGUCGGCCAUGGGGAUCAAGAUGACCUACAACGUUGAACCAAAGUAA
Molecule: messenger RNA, 3504 nt
Organism: Diutina rugosa
Lineage: Eukaryota; Fungi; Ascomycota; Pichiomycetes; Serinales; Debaryomycetaceae
Gene: RPA135
Product: DNA-directed RNA polymerase I core subunit
Exons: 1
Coding region: 1-3504 (1167 amino acids)
Biological process (GO): DNA-templated transcription
Cellular component (GO): nucleus; RNA polymerase I complex
Molecular function (GO): ribonucleoside binding; DNA binding; DNA-directed RNA polymerase activity
Source: RefSeq, a predicted model, not a curated record